GUAGGGAACACCCCUCCGCCCGCGGAGCUUCCUCUGCAGCGCAGCCUGUUGGUCCGGGCCGCGCGCGCGCGCGCGGAGCCGCCGGGGGUUCCCGCCCGCGGACACCUGGGCCCUGGCCCUGCCGCAGCCCCGCCUGGCCGCCGCGCCACCAGCCAUGCGGCAGCCGCUCUACCGCUGCUACAACAUCACCUCCGUGGAGAAGGGCUACUCGGCGACCAUGGGCGGGGUGCUUUUCAGCGCGGGCCUCCUGGGCAACCUGCUGGCGCUGGGGCUGCUGGCUCGCUCGGGGCUGGGGUCUUGCCCACGGCGCACGCCGCCUUCGGUCUUCUACGUGCUGGUGUGCGGCCUGACGGUCACAGACUUGCUGGGCAAAUGCCUCGUGAGCCCCUUCGUGCUGGCCGCCUACGCGCAGAACCGGAGCCUGUGGGGACUGGCGCCCGCGUCGGACAGCUCGCUGUGCCAAACCUUCGCCUUUUUCAUGUCUUUCUUUGGGCUCGCCUCCACGCUGCAGCUCCUGGCCAUGGCCCUGGAGUGCUGGCUCUCCCUGGGGCACCCCUUCUUCUACCGACGGCACAUCACCCUGCGCCGCGGCGCGCUGGUGGCGCCCGUCGUGGGCGCCUUCUGCCUGGCUUUCUGUGCGCUGCCCUUCGCGGGCAUCGGGAAGUUCGUGCAGUACUGCCCCGGCACCUGGUGCUUCAUCCAGAUGGUGCACGAGGAGCACUCGCCGUCGGUGCUGCGCUACUCAGUGCUCUACGCCAGCCUUAUGGCCCUGCUGGUCCUCGCAAUCGUGCUGUGCAACCUGAGCGCCAUGCGCAACCUCUACGAGAUGCACCGGCGGCUGCGGCGGCGCCCGCGCUCCGGCACCAGGGACCGCGCGGAGCCGGGCGCGGGCGAGAAGGAGGCGGCUGUGAAGCCCCUGGAAGAACUGGACCACCUGCUGUUGCUGGCCCUCAUGACAGUGCUCUUCACUCUAUGCUCCCUGCCUUUAAUAUAUCGUGCUUACUAUGGAGCAUUUAAAGUGGUCAAUGAGGAAAACGGCACCUUUGAAGAAAUGGAAGACCUCCGAGCCUUGCGUUUUCUAUCUGUAAUCUCCAUUGUGGACCCUUGGAUUUUCAUAAUUUUCAGAACACCGGUAUUUCGGAUGUUUUUUCACAAGAUUUUCAUAAGGCCUCUUAUGUACAGAAAUUGGUAUAGCAAUUCCUGCCAAACUAACAUGGAGUCCAGUCUGUGACAGUGUUUUACCAUCCAGUCUCUGGUAAGCUGAGGAAUAUGUCACAUCUCUGUCAAAGAACCAUGAUUUAAAAAAAAAAAAAUUUACAAUUUAAAAGCUAUCUCCCAUAACAAAACAUCUAAAUGUGUUUUCAGAAGUAUUUGAUAACAUCUUUAACAAUCUGUGGUCACUCUAGUCAUGAACCAGUUCAGUCGAUUUUUUCAUCUUGAGUUAUGAACAGCAGCUACAAUUUCAUGUAGUGUAAUCAACGUUAACAGUCUUCAAGCGAGGAUAUUAAUUGUUCCAACAUUUGGGCGUGGCGUCCCAAAUGUUUUAGAAUAAUGACACUUCUGGGUGUUUAUUUGGAUUCCGGUAGAAGCACCAUUGUUUACAAUUGUGUGAUGUGUGUUCUUAAAAUUUCUUAUCCUAUUCA
Molecule: messenger RNA, 1643 nt
Organism: Leopardus geoffroyi (Geoffroy's cat)
Lineage: Eukaryota; Metazoa; Chordata; Mammalia; Carnivora; Felidae
Gene: PTGDR
Product: prostaglandin D2 receptor
Exons: 2
Coding region: 155-1231 (358 amino acids)
Biological process (GO): G protein-coupled receptor signaling pathway; positive regulation of cytosolic calcium ion concentration; inflammatory response
Cellular component (GO): plasma membrane
Molecular function (GO): prostaglandin D receptor activity
Source: RefSeq, a predicted model, not a curated record